AUGAUCGCAUCUCUGGGUCAUUGUGAAGAUCUUGAAUGUGCUCGAUCACCAUCAAAUCAAGCUUUAGUUCGAUUGUUUCGUUGUUCAAUUCAUUGUGAUCGUUUAUUAUGUUUAAAUCAUUUAAAUAAACAUAAUGUUUAUUAUGAAGAACAAAAAAAAGAAAAUGAAGCUGUACGUAAUGAACUUGAAAGUAGUUUAGCAUUAUAUCACGCAUUAUUUGAACAACAUUUGACGCUAUACAGAGAUCUUGUUCGCCAAGCAUCAGCAUUAAUAUUCCAAAAUACAACAGCAUUAGUUCCUAUUGAACAAAUACGUCCUGUUUUAGAAAAUAUUCAAAAAGCUAUUGCAUUUUUUCAACAAGAAAGAGUUAUUAUUAAAAGUGAAUCACCAUUAGAUUCAACGGGAUAUGAUAUCGAUAAAGUUGGUUCGUCGCUAGAAAAAGAUUUUCCACUUAUAAAAAAAGAACAAGAUACUCCAGUAAAACUUCGUCCAAUAUUACGAAUUGAACGCGUAGAUUUGAAUAAAGAAAUUCUUUGUGAUCAUAUACUACAUGAUGAAAAUAAAAAUAGAAAUCAAAAACAUCAUGACUCUACACAUAGAAGUUUAAUUGAAGAAAGCCUUGGAAAAUCAAAAGAUUCCACUGAUAAUAUUACUAUUGAUUCAAUCAGUAGUAUCGCUGAUGAAGAUGCAUCCAUGAUAUCGAAAUUAAGAAAAUCAACGGAAGAAAAUCAUCAAUCUCAUACAUCAUCACCUGGUGGACUUAAGAAGAAAAAGAGCGACGGAGUAAAAAAGAAAAGUGAAAAAACAGUUACAGUAAAACGAUUACAAACAUGA
This is a messenger RNA of Adineta steineri, 834 nucleotides long. The record is from the annotation of a GenBank genome assembly. Lineage: Eukaryota; Metazoa; Rotifera; Eurotatoria; Adinetida; Adinetidae.